Molecule: messenger RNA, 1363 nt
Organism: Xyrauchen texanus (razorback sucker)
Lineage: Eukaryota; Metazoa; Chordata; Actinopteri; Cypriniformes; Catostomidae
Product: histone H2B-like
Exons: 1
Coding region: 9-383 (124 amino acids)
Cellular component (GO): nucleosome
Molecular function (GO): protein heterodimerization activity; DNA binding; structural constituent of chromatin
Source: RefSeq, a predicted model, not a curated record
GCGUCGUCAUGCCUGAACCAGCAAAGUCCGCCCCGAAGAAGGGAUCCAAGAAGGCCGUCACGAAGGCCGCCGGUAAGGGAGGAAAGAAGCGCAGAAAGUCCAGGAAGGAGAGUUACGCUAUCUACGUGUACAAAGUCCUGAAGCAGGUCCAUCCUGACACCGGGAUCUCCUCCAAGGCGAUGGGCAUCAUGAACUCCUUCGUCAACGACAUCUUCGAGCGCAUCGCCGGUGAGUCGUCUCGUCUCGCUCACUACAACAAGCGCUCCACCAUCACAUCGAGAGAGAUCCAGACCGCCGUGCGUCUGCUGCUGCCCGGUGAACUGGCCAAACACGCCGUGUCUGAGGGCACAAAGGCCGUCACCAAGUACACCAGCUCCAAGUAAAGUGAAGCUCUAGCUGCACCCAAAGGCUCUUUUAAGAGCCACCCAUGUUGUCACUUAAAGAGAACUUGUUUUUUUUUUUUGAAAUCUCCUAUAUUAUGCAGAUUGGUUUCCGGUCCGAAUGAAUAAUUGUAUCUUUUCCCAUCAAUGUUGUGCAAGUAGUGUAUAGAUGUUAACCACCAGCAGGAUUUAAUGUUGGCAAAUUGGAAAUUCUCUUAAUCGUAAAUUAUUUUCGUGCAACAAAUGCAUAUUGUACGCAGCUGUGAAAAAAUCUGCAGAAUUUAUUUAAAUAAUAAAAAAUGUCAGGCAUUUACAUUAUUCAAUAGAGGUCCAAAUGAGAAGUGUUAUUUUACAGUAAAUCUCGAAUUAACAUUUUUAGCGUUACAUAUUUUUUGGUUGAAGAUAAUUUUAUUCUAAAAAUUUAUACAAAAAAUGAAGGGUUGGAAAAUGUUUUUUUUUUUUUUAUAAUUAUCUACCAGCCUGUUGUGGGCAGAUUUAAUAGAUAGUAUUUGAUUGUCAUCACAGACACCCCCACUGCCGUUUUGGACGGAGACACCUAUUUUAAUGGCGGACUGGUAUCAUGAGCACAUGCCGCCACCUGCUGUUCAGUUUAAUGCAUCGUAUUCUAUGCUUUUCCCUUAAUACAUAUAAGAAAACUGUACCAACCAGAUAAAGAAAUGUGGGCUGUGGGGAAUGGAUGACCACAGCAGUGCUGCCGCAGGUACUGUUGAAGCUUUGUUUUUCAGUUUUUAAACUAACUCAGCACCGUUAAUAUGCAAAUAUUAAAGGAAACCAUUCCAAAUGACCAAUACACACUCAAGGGAUUUGAAUAUCAGAUAUGUAUUGACCGAUAUUAAAACUCAAAUAAAUACUUAUUAAACCAUUCAAUUAACCCUAACCAGGCUAAUAUUAGAUUCAUUUCUUAUCAGUGUGUGCAGUUUACCGUGACCUAUCCAUUUCUUUUCUAACUUAACCCUUGUGCA